UCCUCCCCUGUUGGUUGCUCACGAGCGCUACGCGUCUACCAGUCUCAUUCGUCGCUGGGUUUUGACGUGCUGGAGCUUGGGAGAAACGCUGCCUCAAAAGGCUCACCCGGUCGAAUCGGUUUCCCCAAUACCUCACCCUCAUCAUGGAGAAGAACGGAGUCACCCCCGCCGUCGAGGCGCCCAACAGCGACGCUUAUUAUGACGACAAGGCGUCGUCGACCAAACAGGACAACUACACGGUCGACGUUGCCCCCGCGCGUCGCGGGACGAUUCACGAUGGGGUUUGGGGCGAUCUUGAUGAAGACGGACCCAACUAUCGUGGCUUGGGAUGGGUGCGCACGUCCAUCAUCAUGAUCAAGAUCCAAUUCGGCCUCGGCGUGCUCGUCAUGCCCUCGAUCCUCCACACCCUCGGCAUGGUGCCGGGGAUCAUUAUCCUUAUUGCGCUCGGUCUCUUGACUUCAUGGACGGACUGGAUCGUUGGCACUUUCAAGAUCGCGCACCCCGAGGUCUAUACACUCGCGGACGUCGGUAUGCUCAUGUUCGGCAAAGUUGGACGCGAGGUGUUGUUCGUUAUGUACUGGCUCUACCUUAUCUUCGUCGCCGCCGCCGGUCUGCUCGGCGCCUCGACGGCGCUUAACGCGUUGAGCGAGCACGCCCUCUGCACAGCGAUUUUCGUGUUCAUCUGCGCGGUCGUGGUCGCGGGCAUUGCGGCCAUUCAGACCCUCGACAAGAUCUCGUGGUUCACUUGGGUCGGCGUCGUCGGUAUUUUCUCGUCCCUCAUUACUCUCGCCAUCGCCGUGGGCAUCCAGGACCGCCCCAGUACCGCUCCUCAGGCUCCGCUGCCCUGGGACAAGAACGUGGUCGCCUUCAACAACCCCACCCUCCUUGAGGCUAUGGCAGCCAUCUCCACUAUCAUUUUCUCGUACUCGGGAACGCCUGCGUUCUUCAGUGUGAUCAGCGAGAUGCGCGACCCGAGAAAGUACAACAAGGCGCUUAUCCUGUGCCAGGCUGUCGUCAUCGGCGGCUUCGUAAUCUUGGGCGCGGUCGUGUACCACUUUGUUGGUGUUUAUGUUGCCUCUCCGGCCCUGGGCUCCGCUGGCGUGACGAUGAAGAAGGUGUGCUACGGCCUUGCCCUUCCGGGCCUCAUUGCCGGCGCCGUCAUCAACUGUCACGUCCCCGCUAAGCUCGUGUUUGUGCGCAUCUUCCGCAACUCACACCACCUGUCCAAGAACACCCCUACCCACAUCAUCACGUGGCUCGGCUGCAUCUUCACCAACGUGUCAAUCUCGUUCAUCAUCGCCGAGGCCAUUCCCGUUUUCGGCAAUCUUCUCUCCUUUGCGGGUGCCCUCCUCUCGACCCCGCUCUGCCUUACAAUUGAGUGCAUGAUGUUCAUUUGGGAAGACAAGCGAACUGGCCGUCUCCACAGCGGCAUGUCGAUCGGUCGCAAGAUCCUCCACGCCGCCAACUUCCUCCUCAUUCUCGGCUCCUUCUUCUGCAUGAUCACUGGUAUGUGGGCCUCGAUUGACGCCAUUCGCGGCGAUGUGAAGAAGGGAAACACCGUCGCCCCCUUCUCGUGUGCAGACAACUCGAACUCGUAAGCGCAGUCAAGGUGUCCAUGUGUCGGGACACAACGAGUGGGAUGUCGGAGCACAGUGGGAGAGCGUUCAGUGUGGGGUGGGGAAAGUUGUUCGGGUUUGCCGGGAGAGGGAAGUUUGGGAUUGUAAGCUUUGGAUAGUUGUUCAUGAGCAGGUAUGCAUCUGGUCCUCGCUG
Cutaneotrichosporon oleaginosum is the source of this 1770-nucleotide messenger RNA. RefSeq lists its product as uncharacterized. Gene Ontology annotation, biological process: amino acid transmembrane transport. Gene Ontology annotation, molecular function: L-amino acid transmembrane transporter activity. The record is from RefSeq and is a predicted model, not a curated record. NCBI's taxonomy places the organism in Eukaryota, Fungi, Basidiomycota, Tremellomycetes, Trichosporonales, Trichosporonaceae.